Molecule: messenger RNA, 2086 nt
Organism: Sphaeramia orbicularis (orbiculate cardinalfish)
Lineage: Eukaryota; Metazoa; Chordata; Actinopteri; Kurtiformes; Apogonidae
Gene: enpp5
Product: ectonucleotide pyrophosphatase/phosphodiesterase 5
Exons: 4
Coding region: 62-1717 (551 amino acids)
Source: RefSeq, a predicted model, not a curated record
ACUUACCACAGGCGGUGAUAUUCAGAGAUGCAAACCUCAGGCAUGCACUUGCACAUUUUGCAUGCAUCCAGUUGAGUUUGGCUGUGAUCUGCACACACAGGAGGAAGAGGAAGGUGAAGACAGACGCACCAGACCCAAAGGCGGGACUUCCCUUCGGCUGUUUAUCUUGGUGAGGGGCGCAAGGCGAGCCAGUGCACGGUCAGAUAACAAGGUUGUGUCAUCUCGGUGCACUAUGCUGCGACGAGGCUGCCGCCCUCUGCUCUGUCUGUGGGCUCUGCUGCCUCUGGUUUCCCUCCAUCGUUUGAACCAACAUGGCCACAGGCUCCACGCUGCGAAGGAACGUCCCAAGCUGCUGCUCGUAUCCUUCGACGGCUUCCGUUGGGACUACAUUGACCGCGUCCCCACGCCUAACUUCCUAGCCCUCAUGAAAGAGGGUGUGCAGGUGGAGCAGGUGGAGAACAUCUACAUCACUAAAACCUUCCCCAACCACUACAGCCUGGUGACGGGGCUGUACGCCGAGACGCACGGCAUCGUCGCCAAUGAGUUUUACGACCCCGCGCUGAACCUUUCCUUCUCCAUGGAGACGGACAGUGUUUAUGAUUCACGGUGGUGGGAGGAGGCGGUCCCUCUGUGGGUGACCGUUCAGAAAGCUGGAGGUCGGAGCGGCGCAGCGAUGUGGCCCGGGUCUGAUGUAAAGAUCCACGGCAUGUUCCCUUCUCAGUACCUUCCGUACAAUAUGUCAGUUCCAUUUGAAACCAGAGUGGAGCGCAUCAUCGAGUGGUUCUCCGCACCCAGAGAGGAAGCGGUGGAUUUUGGCGUCCUGUACUGGGAGGAGCCAGAUGAGAGCGGUCACAGGCUGGGCCCCGAGAGCUCCCUUAUGGACGUAGUCAUCGCUGGGAUCGAUGAGAAGCUCGGCUUUCUCAGGAACGAGCUGAGAAAGGCCGGGUUGUACGAGAAGGUCAAUCUCAUCGUGACCAGCGACCACGGGAUGACGCAGCUUUCCACUGAUAAGAUCAUAGAACUGGACGAGUAUGUGAGCAGGGACUUGUACACUUGGGUCGAUAAGAGUCCGGUGUUGGGAUUAAUUCCCAAAGAAGGGAAGUUUGAGGAGGUUUAUAGCAAACUGGUGGAUGCAAACCCGUACAUGGCUGUGUACAAGAAGGAAGACAUCCCUGAGCACUUCCAUUAUCAGCACAACAUCAGGAUCAUGCCCAUCCUCAUAGAGGCUCAGGAGGGGUGGACCAUUGUGCAGAACAGAACCAACCCUUUCAUGUUGGGAAACCACGGCUAUAACAACACCUUACGUAGCAUGCACCCCGUGUUUGUGGCCCGUGGACCGGCGUUUCGGCAGGACUUCGUCAAGCCCUCAAUGCACUCCGUCGACCUCUACCCCCUCAUGUGCCACAUCCUAUCGGUCCGCCCGUUACCAAACAACGGCUCCCUCUUAAACGUGAAGGACCUCCUUGCUCAGGAACCCACCGCUAUAUCCACACCUAGCCCUCCUAGGGUCAACGAAUAUUCCUACGCCCCCGUCAUAGGUUCUCUGAUUAGCGUCGUGAUGGUCCUGGGCUUCCUGGUGGUCUACAUUAAAGAAGUGACGCUCAAGCAGCUUCCAUCACUACCGCACGGAAGCAAGGAGAUGUCCCAACCGCUAUUGCAAGAGGACUUGCACCUGCACUUUCUGGAAAAACAGAGGGGUUGUGUGAGGCAGAUAUAAAAGAAGAGGAGGUAUGACUCCCCAAGGUAGUCUACUCUGUCCAGAAGCGUCCCCUGAACACAUCCUUCGUACCACUAAAUGCCACUGUGCCGCUCUUUUUAUCAGUUUGAGACCUGGGGAAUCUAAUCAAACCUCCUAAUCAUGUACGUUGUGUUUCCUUGUGUGUGAGGGAGGUGUUUGGGGUUUGCUUCUGGUGCAGGAUAAAAGAAGAUAGUAAACCUUUACAUUGGCUUUUAUAGUGGCUUUGCUUUGAUUGUGAUUUUUACUGAGUAUCAUCUCAUCAUUUUCAUUGUCACUUACAAAGAAUUGAAGCUAAGAGUAGAAUUUCGCGAGUGGUUUUGACAAAUAUGAAUCUUUGUUGGCAAAAAA